CACAAAAACAAAGGUAUGUUUGUACAUUCUUAACAAUAAUUUUCCUAUCCAUCACUCUACAUUACUGACAUUCAUUCACCACUUAUCCUGUCCUACACUGUCAAAUAUCAAAUCCUUAGUUUAAAGAGAAAAAAAAAAAACAUUAUUUGGGGUUUUAAUUAGAACUCAGUUUCUUGGUUUUUUAGUGAUUCUGGAAAACUGUGAUGCAGAAAUCAUUGCUGGGGAACUUUAAUGACUGCACUUGGAAGGAAGAAGAAGCUGAUUAGGACAUUUAUUUAUACCUCAUCAUCAUCAUGUCUUCUGCCAAAACAGUCUUCAUAUUCCUCUUGUUUCUCCCUGCAAUCUUGGCUUUGAACCAGGAAGGUCACUCUUUACUGUCAUGGCUUUCUGCCUUCAACUCUUCCUCUUCUGCUGGGCACUUCUCUUCAUGGAAUCCGGCUCACCGGGAUCCUUGCAAGUGGGAGUUCAUCACAUGCACCACCACCGGUUUCGUUUCAGAAAUCAAGAUAGCUUCUAUCAAUCUCCCUACAAAGUUUCCUACUCAAAUCCUCUCCUUCGGGUUCCUCAAAGUGCUAGUCCUCUCGAAUGGUAACCUCACCGGAGAAAUUCCACCUGCCAUCGGAAACUUGUCAUCCCUGAUCACGCUAGACCUUAGUUUCAAUGCUCUAACGGGAAGUAUUCCGCCAAAGAUUGGGAGAUUAUCACAACUGCAGCAGCUGUCACUUAGCUCCAACCUCAUUCACGGUGAAAUUCCGAAGGAAAUUGGGAACUGCUCAAAGUUGCAGCAGCUUGAGCUCUUUGAUAACUUGCUUUCUGGAAUGAUUCCUGCUGAGAUUGGGCACUUGACUAAUCUAGAAAUAUUCCGGGCUGGAGGGAAUUUGGGAGUUGUUGGAGAAAUCCCAAUGCAGAUAUCAAACUGCAAAAUGCUGGCCGUUUUUGGAGUUGCAGACACUGGGAUUUCAGGUCAGAUUCCACAUACUAUAGGAGAACUGAAGAAUCUCAAGACUCUUGCAAUUUACACAGCCAAUCUCACUGGUGAGAUUCCUCCAGAGAUUGGAAACUGUUCUUCUUUAGAAGAGUUGUUUGUCUAUGAAAAUCAAAUUUCAGGAGAAAUUCCCAGUGAAAUUGGCCUCCUCAAGAACCUGAAAAAGGUGUUAUUGUGGCAGAAUAAUUUGCGGGGCCCAAUUCCAACAAGUUUUGGAAACUGUUCAGGUUUGAGAGUUAUUGAUUUCUCUCUGAAUUUCCUGACUGGUCCACUUCCGCCAUCUUUUGAAAAUUUCAGUGAACUGGAGGAGCUGCUUUUGUCGGACAACAGCUUUUCUGGUAGUAUUCCUUCCUAUAUUGGCAACUUCUCCGGUUUAAAGCAACUUGAGUUGGACAACAACAACUUCUCUGGGGAGAUUCCACCGACCAUUGGGAAACUCAAAGACCUCUCUCUAUUUUUCGCAUGGCAAAAUCAGCUUACUGGAAGAAUACCAGCUGAGCUAGCUCACUGCCAUAAGCUCCAAUCGUUGGAUCUUUCCCACAACUUUCUCACCGGGCCAGUUCCAGAAGCCUUGUUCAACCUCAGAAACUUGACUAAGCUGCUUCUGAUAUCAAAUCAACUUUCUGGUGGACUAUCUCCUAAUAUUGGCAAUUGCAUAAGCCUAGCCCGAUUACGGUUGGGAUCAAACAGAUUAGAUGGUCCAAUUCCCUCAGGAAUUGCAUUGCUACCAAGUCUGAGCUUCCUCGAGCUGUCAGAUAAUCAACUUACAGGAGCUAUACCUCCGGAUAUUGGAAACUGCACACAACUAGAAAUGGUUGAUCUGCAUAGCAACAUGAUUGAAGGGAUAAUACCAGUUUCUUUUGUUUCCAUUGCCAUGCUCAAUGUCCUAGAUCUUUCCAUGAACAGGAUAUCGGGUACCAUCCCAGAAGAUAUAGGGAAGCUCACAUCGUUGAACAAGCUUAUGCUGAAUGGGAACAGUAUCACCGGUUUGAUCCCCAAAACACUUGGCCUCUGUAAAGGUUUGCAGUUGUUGGAUUUGAGCAGCAACAAACUCAAUGGUCAAAUCCCAGGACAGAUUGGUCAACUGCAAGGACUAGAUAUCAUGUUAAACUUAAGUAGGAAUUUUCUGACAGGGCCAAUCCCAGAAAGCUUUUCUAAUCUAUCCAAGCUAGCAAACAUGGAUAUAUCUCAUAACAUGCUGACAGGAAGCCUGAAUGCUAUCAGCAACCUCAACAACCUUGUUUCUUUGAAUGUCUCUUGCAAUAACUUCUCCGGUGUAAUUCCAAACACCAAAUUCUUCCAGGGUCUCCCUAGUAGUGCUUUUCUUGGAAAUCAACAACUCUGCAUUAACAGAAAUACCUGCCAUGUUAGUCAAAACCAGCAUAGAAUGAAAUCAAUCAGAAACCUAACCAUUCUUAUUGUACUUAGCAUUUUCAUGAUUAUGAUCAUCUUGACAGCCACAAUAAUGCUUCUCAUCAGAGCUCACGGCGCCACAUGUAGGAAAAAUGAUGAAGAAAAUGGCCUACACUGGGAUGUUGUCCCAUUCCAAAAGCUGACCUUUUCUGUGAAUGAUGUUGUAACAGGUCUCUCUGAUUCCAACAUCAUUGGAAAGGGCUGCUCAGGAGUCGUCUAUCGUGUUGAGAUUCCAAUGCGGCAGGUAAUUGCAGUGAAAAAAUUAUGGCCAAAGAAGAGCACUGAGAUUUCACAGAGGGACUUGUUUUCUGCAGAAGUUAAAGUACUGGGAUCAAUAAGGCAUAAAAACAUAGUAAGGCUUCUUGGAUGCUGUAACAACGGGAAAACCAGACUGCUAUUGUUUGACUACAUCAGUAAUGGGAGUUUAGCAGGACUUCUCCAUGAGAAGAGGAUAUUCUUGGAUUGGGAUGCUAGGUAUAAGAUCAUACUGGGAGCAGCUCAGGGUUUAGAGUAUCUCCACCAUGACUGUAUUCCUCCCAUCAUUCACCGGGACAUCAAAGCCAACAACAUCUUGGUUGGCUCACACUUUGAAGCUGUGCUUGCAGAUUUCGGACUAGCAAAGCAUGUAAAUUCUUCAGAUUCUUCAAGGGAUACCACUGUUGUGGCAGGCUCUUAUGGAUACAUGGCUCCAGAAUGUGGAUAUAGUUUAAGGAUAACAGAGAAGAGUGAUGUUUAUAGCUUUGGCAUAGUGCUUUUAGAGGUCCUAACAGGGAUGGAACCAACUGAUCCCCGGAUCCCAGAUGGUGCCCACAUUGUAACUUGGUUGAACCAGGAACUGCGAGUAAAACACAGAGACUUCACAACAAUUCUUGAUCAACAAUUACUCUCAACAUCUGGAACCCAAACUCAAGAAAUGCUUCAAGUUCUUGGGGUUUCUCUUCUGUGCGUAAACCCAUGCCCAAUUGAAAGGCCAACAAUGAAGGAUGUAGCAGCAAUGCUUACAGAAAUAAGGCAUGAAAAUGAUGAUUUUGAGAAGCCUAAUCAUCACAGAAAAGCAAUGGCAUCAAACUCAGAAACUUCAGUAAAAGCAAUGGCAUCAAACUCAGAAACUUCAGUUCAGUGUUCGAGUUUCUCUAGGUCAUCUGAACCCCUCAUAAAAUCACCCUCCCAGUUCCAAUAAGUCUCACUUCAUAUUCAAUGUAGUUCUCAGUCAGUUGAUUCUUUUCAAGCAUGCAAUAAAAUGAUAGAAAUUUUAUGUUUGUCAUUCAACUUUCAUCAUACAAUCUAAGGCUCAUGCUCCAUUUGGUCCCA
Molecule: messenger RNA, 3709 nt
Organism: Ipomoea triloba (trilobed morning glory)
Lineage: Eukaryota; Viridiplantae; Streptophyta; Magnoliopsida; Solanales; Convolvulaceae
Product: LRR receptor-like serine/threonine-protein kinase RCH1
Exons: 2
Coding region: 294-3578 (1094 amino acids)
Biological process (GO): protein phosphorylation
Molecular function (GO): protein kinase activity; ATP binding; receptor serine/threonine kinase binding
Source: RefSeq, a predicted model, not a curated record